UAAGCCAAGGAUUUUUGCACCUUUUGUUCCAUAUUAUCGUCGUGACCUUCUGUUGCAAGGCUAGAUGAGGUAGUUCACGAAGUAGUGUGGAGCCAACUUCAUGGGAUGCAGCCAUGACAGCUGACAGGGGGCCACAGUCUUCUGCUCAGUCAAUCACAUGGAGCGUGGAAAACGAAAUUCACCUGUUUGAUGCAAUGACUGGCUACAAACCUGUUGGGGUCAACAAACAUUUCCAGAUGCUGAUGAUACUGGAGCGGUUCUGCUCGCGAGUGCGACAAGACGUGCCUGCUGCGGUCAUUUGGGAUCGGCUGAACCAGCUAUAUGACAUGACUGCUCUGGACGAGCUGGAGAAUCUGCCGUUCCCGAACAAGCAGUCGGAGUUCGGCCUCCCUGCCGACGAAUUCGACAGCCUGAUGCAGGAGAAGCUGCGCGGCGGAGAGCAGCGCGACGACGAGAGGACCCGCGACGACGGCAGACGACCCAAGACCAAGGAGGACAGGGGGGCCGGCGCCACGCGGGAGAAGCGGAAAGGCGACGCCGGAGACCAGGUGCGGCGCGCUCCGAAGCGGGCGGCGCGCGACAGCAUGGGCAAGGCGGGCAGCCCGGCCGGCACGUCGCUCCCCAAGCGGACGCGUCGCAUCUGACCGCGCCCCGCUCCGGGCGCCGGCUACACAGCGUUUUCGAGCGGUGUU
Molecule: messenger RNA, 692 nt
Organism: Pollicipes pollicipes
Lineage: Eukaryota; Metazoa; Arthropoda; Thecostraca; Pollicipedomorpha; Pollicipedidae
Product: MRG/MORF4L-binding protein
Exons: 5
Coding region: 114-644 (176 amino acids)
Biological process (GO): regulation of transcription by RNA polymerase II
Cellular component (GO): NuA4 histone acetyltransferase complex; nucleus
Source: RefSeq, a predicted model, not a curated record